AUGAAGGUUCGCAACCUCUGCGUCGCGCUCGGUUUUGGAGCCAGCCAGGUGGCUGCUCUAUAUGCUGGUAUCCCACGCUUUGCAAGAAGCACCGGAGCGGUUCGAGGUAUAGAGAAAACCGAGGAACCUGCGGCGGUGAAUACUGGAAGCGCAAUCAAGGCCUACAGCAUGUCGGUGCCAAUUGACCACUUCCCCAAUGAAACCAAAUACGAACCGCAUUCCAAGGACCACUUCAACCUUCGCUACUGGGCCGACGUUUCUCACUACAGGAAAGGCGGCCCAGUCUUCAUCAUACAUUCGGGAGAAUUCAGCGGGGAAGGCCGCUUGCCCUUUCUUGAAAAGGGCAUCGGCUUCAACAUCACCCAGAUCACGGGCGCUGUUGGCAUUGUCCUGGAACAUCGAUACUACGGAGGAAGCUGGCCAACAGAGAAUGCUACCACCGAGAGCUACCGAUUCUUGACAACAGAACAGGCAGCCGCCGAUGUGGCCUUCUUUUCGAAAAACCUCAAGAUUCCGGGACACGACAAACUGAGCCUGGCUUCCCCUGAAAGCCCUCAUAUUCUCUAUGGCGGCUCCUAUGCGGGGGGACUCGUGGCCAUCGCUCGAAAGACCUACCCUGAUGUCUUCUGGGGCGCCAUUUCUUCGUCCGGCGUAACUGCUGCCAUUGAUGACUUUUGGCAGUAUCACGAAGCAACACGCUGGUUUGCCCCUGGGGAGUGCUCGCCCACCAUCCAGCAUCUGACUGCCAUUGUCGAUCAUGCCCUCCAGCACGAAGAGGCCGAGUUCAAGGCAAUCUUCGGGCUGCGGGACUUGCGACGCGACCAAUUCGCCGGCUACCUCGCGGACCAGCUGCCCUCGGCCCAGGACACAAACUGGGACCCGGAGCUGGACGACACGAGCUUUGGCACGUUUUGCGCGGUCGUUACCUCGAAUUGGCUUCUCUUCAAGAGCACAGAGUAUCUCAUAGAUCGCGUCAGACGAUACGUCGAGGCGCCCGGCCUUGUCCAAGGCGGCAACAGCAGGCAGCUGACAAUGCGCAUGCUCAACUACAUCGGGUACAUCAAAGACAGGGUCAACAAAGACAAGGCAGCCUGCAAAGCCGUUACAGACGGCUCCCACCAGGACCCAAAAAGAUGCAAAACGCCGCUUCAACAAUGCCUGUCGACCCAGUGCCAAAAGGGCACGACGGAAAUCAGCAAGAAUUCUUGGGAACGCAGCUGGUUGUAUCAAAUGUGCACAGAAUGGGGAUUCUUCAUCAACGGUGCUUCGACGCCCCACGAUCGUCUUGCCAUGAUACCCCGAGCCUUAACGGCCAAGUCGGCAUCGUUGACAUGCGAGGCCGUUUUCGGCAUCAAGUCCCGCCCCCAGGUUGAAACAAUCAACAAGCACGGCGGCUUCAACUUCAGCUAUCCCCGGGUCGCUUUUAUCGACGGCAAGCAGGACCCGUGGCGAUGCGCUGGCGUCCACGCGGACGGCUUGCCUGACCGCAGUUCGACUUGGACGGAGCCCUACGAGCUCAUGGACUGGGGCGUGCACCAAUGGGACGAGAACGGACAGGGAGACAAGCAGUUUUGGGAAGGCGAUAUGUCGCAGGCGCCGCAGCAAGUCGCUAACAUGCAGGGAAAGGAGCUGGAGAUUGUGAAGAAAUGGUUGAAGGAGUUCAGGAAACACGGUCCUAUCUAG
Messenger RNA from Metarhizium album ARSEF 1941, 1683 nucleotides. RefSeq names its product extracelular serine carboxypeptidase. The coding region runs from base 1 to 1683 and encodes 560 amino acids. NCBI's taxonomy places the organism in Eukaryota, Fungi, Ascomycota, Sordariomycetes, Hypocreales, Clavicipitaceae. The record is from RefSeq and is a predicted model, not a curated record. The transcript is spliced from 2 exons. Gene Ontology annotation, biological process: proteolysis. Gene Ontology annotation, molecular function: serine-type exopeptidase activity; dipeptidyl-peptidase activity.